AUGGCGACAAGACGUCUCAUCUGUGGGCUGGCAUGGGUAAUGCUCAGCAUUUUAUUGGUGACACUAUCAGCCAACGCAAAAAGGACAGUACCAGAGUCAGUGGGUGCCUAUAUAGACCAGUGGCACCAAGACAGACAUUUGCUGCAUGUUGAGGACGAUUCCGGAAGCAAAGAAAAUAAAGGCAAAGAAAACGAACAUGACAGUAAAGGGAAGACGGAGAAUGACGCUGGCCCACUGGUGGUCAAGAAACUAGAGAAGGACAACCUUGGCCUGACACAUGGCUUCGUUGCCUCCAUCUCUGUCAUUGUCGUGUCUGAAUUGGGUGACAAGACAUUCUUCAUUGCUGCCAUUAUGGCCAUGACACAUUCCAGAAUGACUGUCUUGAUGGGAGCCCUGGCCGCUCUUUAUUUUAUGACGAUUUUAUCAGCUAUGGUGGGCUAUGCCACAACAGUCAUCCCAAGAGCUUUAACUUUUUAUAUUUCAUCUGCACUCUUUGCAGUAUUUGGUCUGAAGAUGUUAAGAGAAGGUUGGUACAUGUCAGACGAUGAAGGUCAGGAGGAAUAUGAAGAGGUCCAGGCUGAUUUAAAGAGACGGGAAGAUGAGCGCCACGCCCAGUUGGAACAGGAAGAUAAUUCAAUUGAAAAACAAAAUUUACCAACCCAAGAUGUCGAGACUGGGAUCAUACGGUCGCCGGGAAGACGAUUUGUGUCUGGGAUUUUGUCCACGGUUUUCCUGCAGGCUCUGACCCUGACCUUUCUUGCAGAGUGGGGCGACAGAUCUCAAAUAGCAACUAUCAUACUGGGAGCUAGAGAGAAUGUGUUGGGCGUAAUAGUUGGCAGCUGUGUUGGCCAUACCAUAUGUACAGGUCUAGCUGUGAUAGGAGGAAGGUUUAUAGCACAGAGGAUAUCUGUUAGAACAGUCACAUUAAUAGGCGGUGUAGUCUUCAUCUUGUUUGCUCUUUCUGCCUUAUGGAUAGGACCUGGCACGUAGAGACACUGGCACUUUGGGUUUGAAUGUCUUCUGGAUGUGUACAUACAGGGCUUGGGGGUCAAGGGUCAUGUGUUCUCAUUCUUGUGUGUCAAGGACGUGAGCGAGGUUUACAAAUAUGUUUAUCUGUUACAUUGAUGAGAUGUGUGUUUGGUGUAAUGUAUCUGUUUCAAUUUCAAAUGUUUUCCCCAUCGAUAAAAUGUAACAAAUUGGUUUGGAUUUGAUCUUUUUUUUUAUAAUUCGUCAAAUUUGGAAAUCAUGACUCACAGCAUAGAAAAACAAGACACAUUGUUUUUUUUAGUGAAAAGAACAUUUUUCUGUCUGGGAAAAGAAGAUUAAAAGAUAGUUUUGUUGUACAGCCACUUGAUUUGUGUCCAUGACUUAAGUGUUCAAGGUCACCUUUAGUGUUUAAAAGGUGUAUCCCUUCUUUGCAUUGGUUUGCAGACGUCAAUUUCAUUUCUCUCCCUUGGUUGUUAGCAAGAAUUUCAUGUUGUCAUUGAUUGAGCCUCUUUUAGAUGACACUGCCCUAUAUAACAUCUGCAAAGCUGUUUGGCUUUAACAUUCGUUGGUAUUCCACUAAGUCCCAGUAAUUGUAUUCCAACAUUCUGUGUAGUAGUUGUUGUUGUUUUUUUGUUGUUUUUUUUUUGUUUACCUUAGCUUUAAUUUAUUUAGGAAUUAAAGAAUCUCCAUCUGACCUGUCAAAUGGAAAUUGGUUAACUGUGAAGUCUUAUGAUUUUAGACUUCUGACUGACUGGUUAAAUGUAAUACUUCAAAGCGUUUCUCUUGCAGGGUAGUUCAUCUUUCAUGUUGGUUAGUGCUAGUGAUGCCAACCAGAGUAGGUGAGAAAGGAUUCCAUAAAAACUUGUGUUAAGCUCUUGUGCACAUUUCAUUUUUUGUUUAACUUGUGUCCCUUUUCUAAUGAAAUCAAUGCUAAUUUACCUUAGUCUGAUUAUCUGUCACAUUUACAAUAAACUUUUAUUCAUAGCUAAAGUUGAUAACUGACAGUUAUAAAUAUAUAUAUAUAUAUAUAUAUGUAUGUAUGUAUGUUUGUGAUUGAAACCUUUUAGAUAUGUUAUUGAGGGGGGAAAAAAGCUGUUUUUAAAUAAAAUGUGUGUGUUAAUUAGUUACUGCAUAUUAAUGAUCAUCUAAACACCAUCAUAACUCAUAAUAGAAACUUGUUGAUUUGUACAUUUGUCUUAAUGGUACACACGUCUGUGUAUUCUGGGUUUAUUUGUAGAUGGCAAACUUGUUGUUUUUCUUUACAUCUGUUGAUCAUAUAUCAUAUUGAUAUGUCAUCUAUUGACCAGACACGUAGGAAAGAAGGAAGUCUCAAGGUCAUUACCUAAUUUGGUGUUGGUAUCUUCUAGGCCAAGAGUGGGCUGUACAUUAUUGUAUGCAUUUUAUAUUUACAACUGAUCAAUACCCAGUUGUACAUCUAGGACCAGAAAAUAAUGUUCGGAGAUGGAAAUAUUUUGUGUAAAUUUCUUGAAAAAAAAAAAAGAUACAUUUUUUUUAAAUUUAAUUUUAAAUGUUGUUCUGUCUAGAAGUUUGUUUGUGGUGCCACAGUCCCGUGUAAGCAGCAUGUUCAUUUUAGUUACUGCUGAGAUUUAUCUCGGCAAAGUUCUGUUCUCUAAAGUUUCACCAUGUUUUUUAAGACUUGGAAGGCUCCCAGUGAAGGCUACCUGGUCAAGUGGUAUGCGCUCUUGACUGGGUAGUCCUGGGUUUGAAUCCUGCUAUCCACCACCCACCGUCACCCCCCCACCACCCUGCAGGAAGUUUGGUCAAGGAUGUAAUAAUCUUCAAUCUAAAAUAUGUAAAAAAAAAAAAAAAAAAAAAAAGAUCAGAAAGCUUUGAAAGCCUUUCCCAUUUCAGUUAAAGUUUUACUAUACAUUAAGUAUGAUCAUUAGGAAAUGUUUCCUAUCUGGCAAUAUUUAUAUACAACUGGCUGGAUGUGGGCCGUAGUUUGUGUAUCACUAGUGCAUAUUAAAUGAUAUGCCUGGUUUUUAUAUCUUGUCCAAUUCUGAAAAUGAGGCUUUCCAUUUAGUUCAUUUUGUUUAACUGCUUGAAGCUCAACUACUGUGCUCCUGGCCAUGCAAUGAAAAUGAGGAUGCAUGCUAGGUGUGCUCUACACACUUGAUGUGCUGUGUUCUUAUAAACUAUAAUCUUUAUUCAAAAUUAAAGGUUUGCUAAAACUAUGUUAAGAGUCAACUGAAAUGUUCAGUGCUGAUCACGUGACCUACAUGCUAUAAUCUAGUUAGAUAAAGAUGUCACUAGUGUUGUCACUGCUGUAUAAGUUUCUACACAUUACACUUGUCAAAUAGACAUAAACUCUAUCCAUGUCUAUUAACCAGUACCUAAGGUACCUGUAGUUAAAGUGAGAUUUAACUUGUAAGCUUUGUUUUGUUUGACAUCAUUGAAAGGAGAAAUUGGGGGGGAAAAGUAAGUUUAACAGAGCCCUUAUGUCAAUUAAAAAAUUAUUUAUUUUUUUUUUACAUUUGCGACAUUUUAAUUAAUUUUUUUCUUAAAUAAAAGAAUAUAAAUGCUGCACUAGUUUUGUCUUAAAUUUUGAGCAACCUAAUCCUUUUUGUGAUUUUGUUAAGGCGUUUCUAGAGGGUUUUUUUAGAGAGUCAUGUGCACUGACCACAUUUGUAUGUACCGGUAGCUGAUUUAAAAAAAAAAAAAAGAUUUCAUGAAACAUUUUGAUUUGUAGCUUUGCUUCACUAGAAGGAUUAGAGUUUUUAAGAACCCAUUGAAAAUUUUAUUGAAUGCUAAAUUCAGUUUUGUGAAACUUUCUUGUCAUGACAACACUGAAAACAUGAUGGAACAUUUAUUUUAUUGACUUGUAGGGACAAAGAGAAAAGUGUUUGAUUGUUUUUGACCUUACAACUAUAUAGUGACCUUUCAACUAUAUAAUGACCUUUCAACUAUUCAUAGCCGAGUUUGUUGCAAAAUGCUGAAAAAUUGUUUUUUUUAAAUAGCCUAUCAUAAAAACAAAGCUAGUUUUAAAUUACACGCAUUAGGUACCGGUACCAGUGACCUCAAGAUCAAAUCCCGGUGAAGGAAACAAUUUUUCAUUCAGAAAUUUAGUGUGUCCCAGAAUGCACUCUACAGACAUUGUGCUGGCCACACAAGGUACUUUUGACUAUUUGUAUUUGGUCCAUGUAUUUUUGAAAGCUGUCAUCCAUAUUUGAAACAUGAGCGUCAAGAGAAAUCAGAGCCACAUAAUGUUGUUUAAAAAACCAAUGAGCUGUUAUUAAAAAAUAUAUUGUCUACUAGCAGUCUAAGUGUAAUGGACAUUUUACAUUUAUUGUAGUUAUAGCCAGCUGUUUGGUGUAUCUUGCGUACCCAAUAUAUAAAGUGUUGAUUAACUUUGUCAUUUAAAAGGAAUACGAAAAAUUGUGUGCACUUUUUUAGCACCGAAGAACUAAAUUGAUGAGUAUAUUUGCUUGAAAAACUAUUUUCUGUUACUUAGUUGGCAGCAGGGCUCCUUUAAUAUAGCGUCCUUGACAUUGUUUAGAAUGGAGAAUUUGGGGAAAUCUCCGAUAAAAGAGAAACAGAAAUCAGUAAGUCAGUUAAAAAUUUUUCUGUUGCAGUAAUGUGAGGGUAUGGUGAAAGUUGAAUUACUUUGACUGCGGUCAAUGUUGAGGACUGAGGUCUUUGUCCGGUCUUUUAUUUCCCAUAGUCCACAUAUUCUGAGAAGGAUUAUAAAAACUAGCCAUUUAAAUGCAAGUAUUUAAUGUAAAGUAUUUCAGUGGAAGAGUUCAUGUUUUUAAGUGUCUCAAGUCUGCUAUAACUCUCCUAAAGAUGAAGUUUUUAUUUUGCUUUCAUGUACACAUGAUACUCACUUCUGUUUGUGUACUGUUCUAUUUAUAGAUCAUGUUCCAUACAUAGAGCAUAUUUAGGUAUCAUCUAUUAUGUUAGGUCAACAAUGUUUGUGUCUUGUGUUGAAAUUUCACAAUUAAAAAAAUAUGUAUAUUUCUAGAA
Molecule: messenger RNA, 4971 nt
Organism: Biomphalaria glabrata
Lineage: Eukaryota; Metazoa; Mollusca; Gastropoda; Planorbidae
Product: transmembrane protein 165-like
Exons: 8
Coding region: 1-990 (329 amino acids)
Biological process (GO): manganese ion transmembrane transport; Golgi calcium ion homeostasis; Golgi calcium ion transport
Cellular component (GO): Golgi apparatus
Molecular function (GO): calcium ion transmembrane transporter activity; manganese ion transmembrane transporter activity
Source: RefSeq, a predicted model, not a curated record